UAAGUGCAAAAAUACAACUUAUCGUCAGUUCUUUGUACAUAGAGAAAUCUUUCAAGAAGUCGAUGGAUAUAAAAAGUGAGAGAGCAAUUGGUGCACUAACCAGUCGAAGAGUUUUCACCCUAACAAGUAAUUCCCUCUCAACCAAGUAAAGUGUUUUCCUCUGUUUUCCUCACUCGUCCAGAAGAACUCGAAAAAGAGAAUCGAUCGGAAAGUUUUCUUUAGUUGGAGAUUUUGAAACAAAACUCACAAAAUAUAAUGAGGAAUCCAUCCAAUAGUGAAGUUUUCUCCAUUGUGGCCAUAUCACUGGUAUUUUUGCAGCUCACAAGUGGCACUGGUACCCAUGGCAAUAAUGGUAUAGGUCCAUUUCAAAAUGUAGCCAAUCGAGCUACCUAUGGUGUUUGCACGAGUACGGUGGGCUAUGGAACAUGCAUGAGAAGGGCAGAUUGCUUGCAAGCUGGCGGAGAAACUCCACCGGGAGAUUGUGCUAUGAAGGGAACAUACUGCUGUACUGGAUUCAUGGGAUGCGGCGAUACAGCGCAUCUCAAGAGAGUCUACAUUGAACGUGAAGACAUUUUCGAUAUGAAUUGCAAUCAUAACAUCAUCAUGAUUAAUGAAAAUAUAUGUCAGUUGAGACUUGACUUUGAAGAAUUUGAAUUGUCAGAACCAACAAUUGUAGGCGGUGUUCCCAUGUGCCUUGUUGAUUCCUUCCAAGUAAAGGACUUUGAAUUAUGCGGUGUUAACGAUGGACAACACGUGUAUGUCGAUGUAACUCCUGGAACUCAGCUCAAUGUGGAGCUCACAUUUACUCUCAUGGAUCGUGUGACCAAUCCUGCCCUUGUGAAUCCCCGCUGGAGGAUUCUCGUGACACAAAUUGAGUGUGCUCCCGCAGCUGCAGCAUUUGCUAGAGGUGGCAGGGCAUUGAUGGAAGACGUUCCGAUUGAGGUCGUGGAAGAUUCCAGAGAACCCAGGGUAUUGCACUCAGCUCCACCGGCUUAUAUUCUCGAUCAGGAUAUCCUGGCUCCACGAGGAUGUCUUCAGUACUUCCCGAAUCCCAGUGGUAUGAUUGAGUCAUUCAACUUCCAGAAUGGCAUGGGUACCUAUCCAGGCAACAUGAAUUAUGCCAUUUGCUUCAGGAGGCGCCCCAAUGACAAGAGAAUCACAUUCACGACGCACUUCUUCCAAUUGGGCUUCACGAUUCUCUCAGCGGAUAACGAGGGCUACGAUAAUAUUUGUUUCACCCAAAUUGAGUCACCAGGACGCUCUGAAGAUUACCUCUUCAUCCCUCAAGCGGUACGCCAGACUUUCCCCAAUGUACGUGCCAGCUACUUCUGUGCCCAGAGUUUAGCAAACACUUCUGUUAUUGCCACCCAAUCAGGACCGUUCGUCAUCCACUUCAACAGUGACUCACUGUAUGAGCCCCAAAGACCAGAAAUUGGAUUUCGGAUGAGCUAUCAAAUCAGCUAAACGAUUUCUCUCCAUCUUCGUAUUCCUGGCACCCAUGGAAAGAUUAAUAUAUAUAGAAAAAUGAUGGAUUGAGUACUUUUUAGCAGAAAUAUAUAUCUCUGAUUCUCUACUCUGCAAA
Molecule: messenger RNA, 1582 nt
Organism: Phlebotomus papatasi
Lineage: Eukaryota; Metazoa; Arthropoda; Insecta; Diptera; Psychodidae
Exons: 7
Coding region: 256-1464 (402 amino acids)
Source: RefSeq, a predicted model, not a curated record